Molecule: messenger RNA, 3170 nt
Organism: Lymnaea stagnalis (great pond snail)
Lineage: Eukaryota; Metazoa; Mollusca; Gastropoda; Lymnaeidae
Source: the annotation of a GenBank genome assembly
CACCGGACCUAGCGCCAGUGGCCAGCAGUGCUACUAACUUGACUAAGAAGAAGUAAGAAGACUAAAACUAAAGGCGGUAGAAAAGUAGAAGACUUUUUAGACAAACAGCAAACUAUCGAGCCAGAGCUCAUUAAGUCUUCCUCAAAAUAUCCCCUCUUCCCUCCAACCCAUCAAGCUUUAAUUCUAGUUGGGGUAAUCGACCACUUGAGACUUGAGCGUCGCCCAAGGAAAAAUACUUAAAAAUACAGUUUGAAGUGAAGUGCUAUUGACAUGUGACAUGUAAAUAGUUCUUGAAUGUGUGGAAUGAAAAUGCAUUUGUUUGUUUUAUUUAAUUAAUGUAUGUUAAUCUUUAAGUUCAUGAUUAUGUUUGAAUGUACAGCGUGGUGAGCCCAGCCGUAGGCUGGGGUACCGUGCUAUAUAAACGAAGUGGCUAUUUGCACCCGGGUUUCAGAAGUGAAAGGUUGGGAUUAAAAAACUAUUUAAAAUAUUAUUGUUGGGCUAGUAAGACAAAAUGAGGUAUCAAAUGAAAGAUAAUUGAAUGGACUAUAUGUUUGUAAACUUACUUCUUCAGUUUAACUAAAAUUAACUACAACAAAUGACAUCCGAAAAUGGGAUUUAGUCUAAAGGGACCUGGGUCCGAAUAGCGGCUAUGCGUACCCGGGUCGCUUUAGACUAAAAAUCAACAUCUUCAAAUAGAUUCAUAUUUCCUAGUUUUAUCAAGUCAUAUUGAUUGACUUCACUUGUAGUUUGCUUAAAUUUAAAUGGGCAGGAAUAUUGCUAGCUGCUAUUUACUUAACAUUAACAAUGUUUAAAACCUUUAAUUCAAUAUGUGUUUAUUGAAACAAUUACAGUGAUAAUGUCAGAGACCGCUGCCUUUUCAUCUGAUCUCCAUUUCUGUCCUUUGUGUGGGUCAGUUCUUCCACUGCCAACAGUUGGUGAGGAAAUCAUUCCAUGCUCUCGGUGUCCAUUUAAAAGAAAUAUAAGAGGUAUUUAUUUAGGCUAUGUCUUAUAAUAUUAAUAAUAUAUUUGACCAUGAACCUUAACUUAUCAAAGUUCUGAAAUGUAAUUUGCAAGUUUUUUUAUAUCAAAAUGCUGGACAUCAUUUUUUUUUCUUUAAAGAAAUAGUUUUUAGAACUUAUAAAGCUCUUCAAACAUAUUCAUCUCUCACAAAUGUAUCAUCAAUGCUUGUUGUUUUCUUAGUAUUCAGUAAACAUAUUUGAGUGUUCAUUUACACUUUUGAAUUCAGAAACCUCAAUUACAAGCAGGACAUAUUAUUAUGUGAUCACAUUUGAUAGAUUUUUUAUUUGUUAUAUUUAAUAUCUUAACUGUAAGUGUCAAAUUCCAAACCUAGUUCCUUAAUUGAAAAGGCAUUUAUUCAUUUGAUAAUAUGAAAAUAAAUAUUUGUUCUUUGUAGAAUAUGAAGGUGUAGUUGAAAAGUUUGUUCUGUAUUUUAAUGAACCAAAGAAAAGUAAAAGCAACACAUCUUUAGAAAAUUCAGAUGAUGUGCAAGAAUCAAGAGUAUCUGAAUUCCAGGGACCAACUGUACGUUUUUGUUUCAAAUAUAUAUUUGAAUUUAGCUUAAAAAUAUUUGGGAUUCAAUUUUGAAGAGUUUUUUAAAAGUUUAUAGAUUUUUUGGCUUCUUCUGUUGAUACAACAAUAUAUCCUUUCAAAAUGGAAUUAUUUGAUUUUUAGCCUCCAAGAUUAAAUAGUAUAUUCCUUAUUUAUAACUUAUUUUAUGGGGCAUUCAAAUUUAGUGGGAACAACUUAAUGAUUUCCACUAUCUGACCAAAUGAUUUUAUUCCCUAAGGUCGAGCGACACUGUCCAAAGUGCAAUCAUGACAUAAUGAUGUACACUACCAGACAGACACGAUCAGCAGAUGAAGGCCAAACUGUUUUCUACACAUGUGUCAGUUGCAAGUAAGUCAUCUAAUCUUGUAUUGGAUAAGCUAAACUUUGAGAUUUUUAAAAGAAAAAAAUACAUGAAAUUAGCCCCAGAUUUUGUUUACUUUGUAGCACUGGUAAAAUAUUUGCCUCAUAACCGGAAGAGAUAGUUUUAAUUAUAUCAGCGAUCAUCCCAAGUAAAGGGUUACCCGUAUCAGCGGGAUGGAAUAGGCUUCCUCAGCAGAGCCUGGCAGGUAUUCUAAGUCCAGAGGAAAAUCUUGAGCCAAACACCUUAAGCAUCUAAGUUAGGAGACAGCAGCCAAAUUGUUGUUGUCUAUAACACUGGAUUUUUAUUCUAGCCCAACACAUAAUUAUUACAUCAAAAUAGUUGAUAGAUUUGUUAAAAGCUGUCUGUUAUUGAACAUAUUUGUAUCAGAAAAUCUUUCAAGAGUUCAAAUGAAAUUAAAUUUUAAUUUCAUAUGAACUCUUGAAAGAUUUAAUUAAAUUCUUUGGUUUCAUUUGAAGUUAGAUACAUUUGUCACUACUGGGUUGAGGUUAGGGAAAAAAUGGGGGGGGGGGGGGGAUUCAGAGUUUAAGGCAAAGGAUUUAUUUCAUAAAUGUAUUUUAUUUUAAUGUCAUGAUUAUGUCUCUUUUGAUAAAAUUUUUAUGUACAGCGCGGUGAGCCCAGCCCUAGGCUCGGGUACCGCACUAUAUAAGACCCCUUAUUAUUAUUAUUAUUAUUCAGCAUUUGAUUUAAUUAUAUCAAAUAUAAUUUCAUGUAAUUUAUUAUAUUUAUAUAUAAAUGUUGGGCAAUUUAAACAAUAAAAUUGAAGCUCAAAUAAAUCAACUGAAACAAACUGAUGUGGCUAUUAAAUUAUAUUAAUUUUUGUUCUCUCUCUAUCUCAUAUUUUUCUCCAGAUUUCAAGAUAUUGAGUAUUCUUGAUGUGAUUCGACAUUCAAAAUUCACAUUAAAAAAAUAAUUAUUGAUUUUCUCAGUUAUCUCAAAUGCAUUAAUUAAAGCUGUAAAUAAACUUUUCAUUGAUAUUGUCUGGGUUUCUUUUAUUUUUUUAAUGGUUGGUUCACAACCAUUAAGUUAUUGGUUCACAGCCAUUAAGUUAUUGGUUCACAAUCAUUAAGCUAUUGGUUCACAACCAUUAAGUUAUUGGUUCAGAGCCAUUGAGUUAUUUGUUCACAACCAUUGAGUUAUUGGUUCACAACCAUUGAGUUAUUGGUUCACAACCAUUAAGUUAUUGGUUCACAACCAUUAAGUUAUUGGUUCACAGCCAUUA